Aspergillus costaricaensis CBS 115574 is the source of this 1848-nucleotide messenger RNA. RefSeq lists its product as uncharacterized. The transcript is spliced from 3 exons. Gene Ontology annotation, cellular component: nucleus. The coding region runs from base 1 to 1848 and encodes 615 amino acids. Gene Ontology annotation, biological process: regulation of DNA-templated transcription; DNA-templated transcription. Gene Ontology annotation, molecular function: DNA-binding transcription factor activity, RNA polymerase II-specific; zinc ion binding; DNA binding. NCBI's taxonomy places the organism in Eukaryota, Fungi, Ascomycota, Eurotiomycetes, Eurotiales, Aspergillaceae. The record is from RefSeq and is a predicted model, not a curated record.
AUGUCUCCGUCGCCAUCCGCCGCAGAAGCCGCUCCCAGCGAACAAAGACUUCAUAUACGGCGGGCGCGGAAGCCCCUCAACUGCGAACCAUGCAGGCGUUCUAAAUUACGCUGUGACCGACGCCUACCUUGUACGUCAUGCUCUCGGCGUGGCCUGGUUAGCCUCUGCACCUAUCGGAAUCAGCGUCAGGGACAUGAUUCAGAACCUACAAAUGAUGAUGCGUCACGGCAAUCACCUCAUAGAGGCGGUGCUUCCCGCCUGCUUGCUCCGCUUCCCGAACAUGAUAGGCGUUCCCUCCUUCAGUCACCUGAGAAUCCGGCGGCCAGCGAUAGCCAUGCACGUUGGGAGGAAGUAUUCCAGCGGCCGACAGACCAGCCUUUGUAUGCCAGAUAUGGCCAUGGGUGCCAGCUGAACGGCUUCAAUUUCCCAUUCUCUCUUGGUCCAGACAUUCCGAAGCAGGAUCUGUUGAAUCUGCUCCCCCCAAAGGAAUGUUGCGACUAUCUUGUCAUCCAGUACUUUUCCCGUUUGUCACCGUUGUACCAUAUCCUCCAUGGGCCUACCUUUCAGAAAGAAUACACCCGAUUCUUUGAUCGCCAAGCCGAAACAGACCUCUCAUGGAUGGCUUUGCUUUUUGUCCUCUGUUCGGUGACGUUAAACACAAUGGAGGAAAGUGACUCUACUUUGAUAAACAGCUGGUGCAAAGAGACCGAGUCUUUGAGCUUUCGAGCCGCGGCAGCAAAGUUUCGUAAUCACGCAAUGGUCUGUCUGUCUCAAGAUCAAUUUCUUAUUCGACAUUCCCUACAUACUCUCCAGGCGCUUUUAAUCCUCAUCUAUGGGAUGAGCCAUAAUGACGGUGUGGAACAGACCUGGGUCCUGUUAGGCAUGGCUCUUAAUAUCGGUAUUGCGCUACGCUGCAAUAUAAAGACCAAACCUUCCACUAUGGGCUGGAUUGAGUUUGAGCAGCACCGUCGUUGCUGGGCGGGCAUUCUUAUGCUCCAUACCUAUCAAGCCAUCCUUUUCCGCGAUGUGAACGUCUCGGCUUUCUCGGAGAUCGAAGUUACAUUGCCCGCGGACGUUAACGACACUGAUAUUCGAGACGACAUGAUUCUUCCGCCUUCCAGUCAACCCACCCAGAUGUCCGUAAUUAUGUUCAAGCUCCGUCUGUUUGAGAUUUCUAGCCGCGUCUGCGAUCUUCUCUCCAGGGAUACCGAGCUGACCGGAGAAAAUCUGACUUCACUUGACUCUCUAAUAUCUCAGGAACAGGCAAAGUGGGAUGCCAAGUUCCUUAUAAACGGGCAACCCAGUGUGCUUGAUUUGUCGAGCUAUGCUCAUUGGUGUAUCUUGCAACAGUAUGCUCAUCAGCUCUAUCUUCUUCUUCACCGAGCGUUUUGCCGAUCUCGGAUGGGCCAGCCACCCAGAUUUGAGUCGCAAUUAAAGUGCACUACCUCAGGGGUGGCCUUGCUGGAAAUCCACCGACAGUUCGCCGAACUUCCACGACUGCGACAGUAUCGCUGGUAUGUAUAUGGCAUGACAAGUUUCUGUGCCUUUCAUGGUGCAGUGGCAAUAGCCUCCUGUUUACUUAUGGAACCCGAAUCUUUGAAUGCAUCCUCGUACAAAUCCGUGUUUGAUGCUGCUGUCGUCCGAUUCAAGGCGCUUCAGGAACGAAGCACCAUCUGUGCUAAGGCUUUCCCGAUCAUAAGCCAUUUACGGACUAUGAUAUGGCCGGACAAUCCCGACGGCUCGCUUAUGUGUCCGGAUUCUAGCAAUGUGCUUGACGAAUGGUUUGAUUCAGUCCCUUGGCUGAACGUCGACUCUGUCAACUGGGCAAGUAGCUCUAUUCCUAUAUGA